AUGAUGGUAUCUCAUGAGCAGCAGGUCAAGACCAACCAGGUCAAGGCACUGGUGGCCAUGGCCAAUGCAGACUGCCUUGAGAGUCUGCACAAGUGCUGGCAGAAGCAGAUCUCCAAGAGGCUCACCCUGGGGCCUGGUGGCUGCUGGCUGGCCAACUAUGCUGCCAACAAGAAGGGAGAAAUUGGCUACUCACAGGUGAGUAUCAAGUCCACCAAGUACAUGGCCCACACCAUCAGUCUCCUCUUGUGGAAGCGCAAAAUUGAUGGGCAACUGCCAGUCUCCCACCUUUGCCAUCAAUCCAAGUGUGUCAACCCUCAACACCUCAUCCAGGUACUGCCUGAAUCAUUGCCACUCUCCACCAUGUUUAACUUCACACACAUGCACAGGAGGCUGGCCUGGCCAAUGAGAAGUGCAAGGGCUGCAGCAACAUGGCAAGACAUGGGAGAUGUGUGUGCUCAGUAUCAUGUGUGCCUACUCAUGAGCAGGGUUAAGCCCCAAAAAUGA
This is a messenger RNA of Acanthamoeba castellanii str. Neff, 504 nucleotides long. RefSeq lists its product as uncharacterized. The record is from RefSeq and is a predicted model, not a curated record. The transcript has a single exon. Bases 1 to 504 code for a protein of 167 amino acids. Gene Ontology annotation, molecular function: endonuclease activity. NCBI's taxonomy places the organism in Eukaryota, Discosea, Longamoebia, Acanthamoebidae.